CCUAGAAAUCCCUCGCUCUCCUCACAGAACUAUUCUUUCAGAUUCCCUGGGAAGAGAAAAUGACCAUUAAGCCAGUUUAAGUCUGUGAUGAAUACGGCCUGAAGGUUUACAGGUACUUCAUGGGAAUUAGUGCAGCUGUGCUUACUCUUACAGCAACAUGAGAAUCUGCAGAAGAAAAUUCUGAGGGCAAAGCUCUACAAAAGCAGAAAUGACGUCUCCUCUUCAGCCCAGGGAAUGCAAACUGAAUAGGAAAGAGAAAGAAAGCUAUGGAUUUUGCCUGCGCAUUGAGAAGUAUAAAACAGGGCACCUUAUUCGGAAUGUGGAAAAGGGGAGUCCAGCUGAGAAGGCUGGCCUAAAAGAUGGAGACAGAAUCCUGAGGGUCGAUGGGAUUUUUGUAGACAAGAAAGAUCAUGAAAAGGUGGCUGAUUUAGUUAAGAAAAGUGUGGAUUCUGUAGUAUUUCUUGUUUUGGAUGACAAAGCCUAUGAAAAUGCACAAAAGAAAAAAGUCUGUCUUGAAGAGUUGGGUCAACAGUUAGCAAUCCAGCAGCAGGCAGAACAUCCCUCAAUUGUGACAAAUGGAGAGCCUGUUCCAGUUACACAACCCCGGCUCUGCUAUCUGGUGAAAGAAAGAAAUAGCUAUGGCUUUUCUUUGAAAACCACUGCAGGGCAGAAAGGAUUGUUCAUUAUAGAUUUGUCCCCACAAGGACCAGCUGCAAUAGCCGGAGUGCAGCCAAAUGACCGCCUGAUAGAAAUCAACGGAGAGAAUGUGGAAAAUGACACUCAUGAGGAAGUAGUUGAGAAGGUGAGAAGGUCUGGCAAUCGAGUUGUGUUUCUGCUGUCAAAUAAAGAAACUGAUGAGUAUUACACCAGACAGAACAUGCAGCUGAGGAGAGAAAUGGCUAGUUUGAAACUAUUACCCCACAAACCCCGAAGGCUUCAGCUUGCAAAAGGGAAAAACGGUUAUGGAUUCUACCUGAGAAUGGAACAAAAUGGUAAAGGUCACUUAAUUAAGGACAUCGAUUCUGGCAGCCCUGCAGCUGAAGUAGGUCUCAAGGACAACGACAUUCUGGUGGCUGUAAAUGGAGAGCCAGUUGAAGCACUGGACCACGAGACUGUUGUGGAGAAGAUCAGGAAGUCUGGUGAAAAAACUACACUGCUGGUAGUGGAUGAAGAGAGCGACACCAUGUACAAAAUGGCUAAAAUAUCCCCAUGCCUCUACUAUCACACAACACCAGUGCAAUCCCCACAUCAGGCAGAAGUGCCAACAUGUCAUAUGGAGGAAGAGAAUCACAAGCCCAGACUCUGCAAUCUGAUAAAGGGUCUCAGUGGAUUUGGCUUCCGUUUGAAUGCCGUCAAAGAUUUGUCUGUCCCGUUCAUUAAAGAGGUACAGAAGGAUGGGCCCGCAGAAACAGCAGGGUUGCAAGUUGAUGACAUCUUGAUAGAAGUGAAUGGUGUAAAUAUGGAGAAUGAAGAUUAUGAAAAUGUUGUGGCAAGGAUCCAUGAAAGUGGCAACAAGCUGAAGCUACUUGUAUGUGAAGACGAGGCUUAUCAGUACUUCAAGUCCCAUAAUAUGCCAAUUACUGCCUCUAUGGCAGAUCCACCAAAUGAUGGCAGCAAUGACCCACCUCCUUACACAGAGAUACAAGCUCCAGAGCCAGAUAGACCAUUGCCAAAACCACGCGAGAGGGCUAACUCAUCAUCCUCUUCACUCUCAGUUACUUCCGAAGAUGAUGAUACCAAAUUCUGAUGCCAGAGAUGAAGUACCUUUUACUGGUAGUAUCCAAAAAGGAAUACUAUUCUGAAGCAGAGUUAUAAAUAUUACUGCUCAGAAAAUGUUGGCUGCACUCCUGUGCAUGCUUAUUUGAAACCAAAGCCCAGUGAACAGUGUGGGAGUUACUUCCAAACAAAUAUGCAUAGGAUUGGGCUGCUAUAUGAACAUGGCUUUGUCCGUUUCAGGGGAAGAGGGAAUUCUAUUAGAUUCAUAAAUCAUUUUUGUUAAGCUGCAGGCUUUUCCACCUAGGCCACAAUCAGCUGCACCAAGACUACAUGUAUAAAUGUUAUUGUGCUAACUGCAGCCAAACAUUUCCUAAUAGAAAAUGGUAAGUGAAUAUGGCACCUACUAUACAUAAAAUACACUUACUAUAGCACAAUUAAAUUAUCAAUCAUUCUUAUUAAAAUUUAUUUCACAUAUUCUUUGAAACCAUUAACCAAAGCAAAUGCUGAUGUGUAUUCAUUUUAGAAUGAGCUCAUUUUAGGUUUUGUUGCCCAACAUUUAAACAUUUUGAAAACACUAUAGCGUAUCAGUUAUGCACUGGUGUAUCAACAUUGGUUUACUUUCACAGUAUAACUCUGAUAUCUUUUUUAUUGUAAGAUUUAAAAAUAUUUUUUUCUCUAGUCUUAUCUGCAUCCAAAGUGUAGUGCUUCUGAUAUACAGAAUGUGAAAAAUUCAGUUCCUGCAGCCUACCACUUGACUAGAAUCCUCACCAAAUGUUUGCCUUUUUCUGAGAGAAAAUGUGGAUAAAUAAAACUUCUUUACUGAAAGGUGAACUAAUUUUGGUCUACAAAAUGUAUGCAUAUGAAGAUAACAAGGCCAUGGGGCUUAUUUUAUUUUUCAGUAAUACCUGUCCUGUAUUUAUUUUUCUUUCCUACAUACAGUAGAUCCCUUGACCCCUAGCAUCCCCCCAGCCUAAUAUUCUACAGGUGCAAAAUUUCAACCAUUCAUUCCCACUCUUCUCCCCCCCUGCCCCCCCACAUACAGUAUUGGGGUGGCCUUUCACUCUUCUCUUAAAGUCACAAUACUCUUUAGCAUAUGAUGUAGGGAGGAGAGAAGCAGCCACUGCUCAGCUCCUAACCACAGUCUGAUUGAUGGAGGGUUUCCCUGUUCUCUUCCCUAAACAGGCUGCAAUCCCAAUAGUUUAGUCAAAUCAAUCAGUACUAACUCUGGCCACAGUUUACCCAUCACCAUGCCCACCAGAUAAUGUUACAGGAGAGAGCUCACACAUCAUUCUUUCGGGGGGGGGGAACAGUAGAGGGCAGAACCCCAUGCCUUUCAGCAGCUUACCCCCAGCCCUCCUUGGACAUUUCAGUCUUCAUGCAUAUUAGAGGAGAGUGUUUGAAGCCUACGGUUUUAAUAAAUCU
Molecule: messenger RNA, 3138 nt
Organism: Rhineura floridana
Lineage: Eukaryota; Metazoa; Chordata; Lepidosauria; Squamata; Rhineuridae
Gene: PDZK1
Product: PDZ domain containing 1
Exons: 10
Coding region: 209-1747 (512 amino acids)
Biological process (GO): protein localization to plasma membrane
Cellular component (GO): apical plasma membrane
Molecular function (GO): signaling receptor binding; protein-membrane adaptor activity
Source: RefSeq, a predicted model, not a curated record